AUGGCAUUGAGGCUCAUCUCGAGUUUGAGAGAGCUUGACCUGGGAGGAAAGAAACGCCAGGAUUCAGGAGUGAGAUUCAUCUGUGCUGGACUUGAGAAUCCUCAAUGUAAAUUGGAGACACUGAGGCUGUCAGGCUGCAGCAUCACAGAGGAAGGCUGUGCUUCUCUUGCUUCAGCUCUGAGGUCAAACCCCUCCCACCUGAAGGAGCUGGACCUGAGUGGAAAUACUCCAGGAGUCUCUGGAGUAAAGCUGCUCUCU
This is a messenger RNA of Oncorhynchus keta (chum salmon), 258 nucleotides long. Its product is annotated as ribonuclease inhibitor-like. The annotation marks the transcript as partial. The record is from RefSeq and is a predicted model, not a curated record. Lineage: Eukaryota; Metazoa; Chordata; Actinopteri; Salmoniformes; Salmonidae. The transcript is spliced from 3 exons. Gene Ontology annotation, molecular function: protein binding.